GCCAUUGGACUGUGUUUGUUUGCCGCCUGCCCUGAUCCUUGCCUGUUAUUUGGACUGUGUUUGUUAGCCGCCUGCCCUGACCAUUGCCUGUGACUUUACUCUGUUUGUCUGCCGCCUGCCUCGACCAUUGCCUGUCCCUGUUUAUGCCUCUGCCUUUGCCCCUGUCUGCUUUGGUAUUUAUCUUAAUAAAGCUGCAAAUGGAUCCUCAUUCUGUCGACCCCUCAUUACACGUGGCAUGAUUCCUAAAUUGAUUUGUUUUUGUUUUAUUUAUUUUUGGCAGUAGCUGCUAUUUUAGGUUCAAAGAGGAAAAAGUUGUUAGUAAUCUUUUACUGUGCUACAAGGACACAUUGAAUUUGUGAUAAAUGUUGAUAUUUUAAACAGCUUUACGUUUCUCUUUAUGUCUUUUAAUAUAGCGAUGAAGGGAAUUAAUUUCGUAUGUCCGUUUCAGGAAUAUUCCGUUAAGUGAAGUAUUUUAAACCUGCUUUUGAUUGGAAAUGGCAUAAGUGCAGGUUUUCCCUGUCGCUGUCCGUGGUGCUGCACUGGCUCGUACUCUUAGUGUUUGAUUAUAUUGCUCUUACAUAUUUGUAGCUCUCAAUUCCUGGAUAGCUUUUUUAUUAUUAUCAUUAUUUUUAUAUAAUAUACAGACUAUGAUUAUAUUUAUCUCUCCCACUUCAGAAAAUGUUGCUUUUUUUUUUUUUUUUUUUUUUCUUCUUUGCUAAACAAUUAUAUAAUAUACGUAUAUAAUUGCUAAACAACACAAUGCCCGUUCUUUGUAUAUUAUAAAACUUAAUACUGUGAGAGAAAUUAAUGUCAUGCAGUUUCUUACUCUAACUCACAGUGUCGCUGUUCACCUGCAAAACCAUGUGUGUUCAGUACACAUCUCUCCACCCUGAUUCUGAUGUCAUACACUGGAAUUCAAGCUCGUCUCUUUAUAGAAAAUCGUCGACGGUGACCGAAGGACUAUUUCAGACAUUGGAUUUAUUUGCACACUUAUGUUUAUUUUACAUGCUACUUUGUUGUAUUUCUGGAUUUAAUUUCUGAUCAAUUUCUGAAACAUUUUAAAUGUUCUUCUUUGCUGUUGAGAUGUUUGGUCUUUUGUUCUCCGUGCUGAUGGCGCACACCGCUUAUGGAGACGUGAGCUAUUCUUUCCCGGAGGAGAUGAAACGCGGAUCUGUGAUUGGAAAUAUGGCAAAGGAUCUCGGGCUCGAUGUGAACAGACUGUCAUCUCGUAAGGCUCGCAUUGACACUGAAGGUAACAGAAAACGAUACUGUGACAUUAAUCUGAAUACUGGAGAACUGACCGUAGCGGAGAGAAUCGACAGAGAGGGACUUUGUGGAAAGAAAGCUUCAUGUAUCAUAAAUCAGGAGCUUGUUCUUGAAAGUCCUCUAGAAUUGCAUCGUUUCAUUCUCAAUAUUGAAGACAUAAAUGAUAAUUCACCACAGUUCACAGAGAGUGUUAUUGAAUUCGAAAUACAGGAAUCAGCGGUCAAAGGAUCUCGUUAUUUAUUAGAUGAGGCCCACGAUGCGGAUAUUGGUAUGAAUUCAGUGCAGUCAUAUACACUUCAAAACAAUGGACACUUUCUUCUUAAUGUACUUACCAGGGAAAAUGGAAGGAAAUAUGGCGAGUUAGUUCUUAAUAAAGAGUUGGAUCGUGAGCAGCAGAAAGAGGUGACAUUAAUUCUUACUGCGGUAGACGGCGGGACUCCACCGAGAUCAGGUACUGUAGCCAUACACGUCACUGUGCUGGAUGCUAAUGAUAAUGCUCCAGUCUUUAGUCAGGCCGUCUAUAAAGUCAGUCUGCCUGAAAAUUCUCCUGUAGAUACUGUAGUGGUGACAGUGAGCGCUACUGAUGCUGACGAGGGACAAAAUGGAGAAGUGACCUAUGAAUUUGGUCGUAUCUCUGACAGAGCUAGAAAGCUGUUCUCGUUAGAUCCACAUACAGGUGACAUUCGAGUUACAGGUGCACUUGAUUUCGAGGACGAAGCUGUUUACGAAUUACGUGUUGAAGGGAAAGAUGGAUUUGGUUUAUCCAGUGACGCUAAAGUUGUAAUUCAACUUACAGAUGUCAAUGACAAUGCUCCUGAGAUACGUUUGAAGUCUUUACGUAGUCCCGUUCCUGAGAACGCGUUACCCGGUACAGAGGUUGGCAUCAUUAAUGUUCAGGACAGAGACUCUGAGAAUAACGGACAGGUGCGCUGCUCCAUUCAGCAGAACGUCCCAUUUAAACUCGUUCCUUCAAUCAAAAAUUACUAUUCUCUGGUGACCACAGGUGAAUUAGACCGCGAGCUGCUCUCUGAUUAUAAUCUUACAAUCACUGCUACUGAUGAGGGCUCUCCGCCUUUAUCUUCCACUAAGAAUCUUCACUUGACUGUAGCUGACGUGAAUGAUAAUCCACCUGUAUUUCAGGAGCACAAUUACAGAGCUCAUGUGCAAGAAAAUAACAAACCGGGCUCCUCUAUUUGUUCAGUAUCAGCUACAGACCCGGACUGGAGACAGAAUGGCACUGUAGUUUAUUCUCUGUUGUCCUCUGAUGUCAAUGGCGCACCGGUGUCCUCCUUUCUAUCCAUUAACGGAGACACCGGGGUCAUUCAUGCCGUGAGAUCGUUUGAUUACGAACAGCUGAAGAGUUUCAAAGUGCUCGUGUUAGCCAGAGACAACGGUUCUCCUCCUCUGAGCAGUAACGUGAGCGUGAGUGUCUUCAUAUCGGAUGAGAAUGACAACUCCCCUCAGAUAUUAUACCCCUCUCCGGAAGGAAACUCCUUCAUGACCGAGAUGGUGCCCAAAGCUGCGCAGGCAGGCUCUCUGGUCUCCAAGGUGAUCUCCGUGGACGCGGAUUCUGGCCAGAACGCGUGGCUCUCGUAUCACAUUAUUAAAGCGACUGAUCCGGGACUUUUCACUAUCGGUGUCCACAGCGGGGAGAUCAGGACGCAGCGGGACAUUUCUGAAUCUGACAGCAUGAAACAGAACCUUAUUGUGUCCGUGAGAGAUAACGGACAGCCCUCUCUCUCAGCCACGUGCGCCUUGUAUUUACUCAUAUCAGAUAACUUGGCUGAAGUUCCAGAACUGAAAGACAUGUCUCAUGAUGAGAGCAGCUCCAAACUGACAUUUUAUCUGAUCAUCGCGCUGGUGUCCGUUUCCACUUUCUUCCUGACCUUCAUCAUCAUCAUCCUGGCCGUGAGGUUUUGUCGCAGGAGAAAGCCCAGACUGUUGUUUGAUGGAGCUGUAGCCAUUCCCAGCGCGUAUCUCCCUCCAAAUUACGCAGAGGUGGAGGGCGCGGGAACUCUCCGCAGCACUUACAAUUAUGACGCGUACCUGACCACGGGCUCGCGCACCAGUGACUUCAAGUUCGUCAGAUCUUAUAAUGAGGGCACACUGACUGCUGACCUGACUCUGAAAAAGACUCAGUCUGCUGUGGAUGAUCUUGAAGGGCUUGAUGGAGACAUGAUUCCUUUUUCCGAGGUAGGUGUUUUUAUGGUCCUGUAUGGUACCUGAGCAUCCUUAAAUCUCCUUCUUUUUAGAGUCCUGCUCACUGUGUGAUUAAACUGAACGGUCACUGCUUUUCCCAUAGUUGAACGACCAUGAUUUUUUAAGUAUUUUAAAUUUUACAUUACUUUUUUUUUUUUUUUUGUCUGAUCUGUUUAAAAUAUGUAUGGGUUAUUCUUUUGAGAUUGACUGAACUUGAUAAUCAAACACUGGAAUGUAUCACUGAACUAAUGGAAGGUCUUACUCGUUACAAGUAAUCCCAAAGGAUGUUCAAUAGCAGUUCAGGUCUUUCAGUGGUUCAGGUGGUUCAGAUCUUUUAGGUCUUUCAGUGGUUCAGGCCUUCACAAAACCCAGACCUGAACCACUAUUGAACACCUUUGGGAUGAAUUGUAAUGGGUAAGACCUUCCAUUAGAUGUACAGUUCCACUUCUACAUUAGACACAUUUGUUUCAACAAAGUUGAAAUCACACAAUUCUCUAGAAAAUCAUUCUAUAGUGUAGCAUUAAGAUUUUUGUCUUUGCAGAAAUCAAUUAUAUAAUUAAUAUAUUAAUAAUAAUAAUAAUAAUAAUAAUAAAGAUAAUAGAAAGCGGUUAUCCACAUACUUCUGGCCAUAUUGUCUGUCUAGCAUUUUUCUAACAGUAUUUCUAGAUUUUUUUUUUUUUUUUUUUCGAUCCAUAGUGGCCAGUAAAUGUCUACUGUAUGCUUUAUUAUCUUAAUACUUAAAAAAAAAAAAAAAAAAAAAAAAAUCAAUGAUACAUUCCAUUGUUUGAUUAUAAAGAUCAUUAUCUCUAUUGACAGUAAAGGUUAAGUGUAAAUAUCAUAUCACUAUUUGUUCUAAGUUUGAGGUGUCUUGCAUUAAAAACUCCAUAAGAAUAUUGACCUUUAUUUAAUAUGAUUUGUUUGCUAUUACUUUUAAUAUAAUAUUAUCAAAUCAAAAUCAAGCAUUAAGACCCGGUGUUAUUCAAUCUUCUACUCGAGUGUAAUGAAAUUUAAUCAAAAUAUGAUACUUUUUACUCAGUUAUUUACUUUUUGUUGUUUUCAAUAAAACGUACUGGCAUCUCAGUUUUUUAUUAUAAAAGCUGUUUUAUUUAGACAUUGAAAUCAUUGAAUCCAAAUGUUGCUUUUAACUGUUGUUGUUGUUGUUGUUGUUGAUGACACGAGUUCUUUAGUUGUUUAUUUUGAUAUUGUGAAAGAUACUCUUUUAACCAAUUGCAGGUGCUUGUCGGUCUGAUGUUUGGAUGCAUGCAUCUUUUCAAAGUCCCGAGAUUGUUAAAUAGAUUUGUCUCUGUUUUGCUUUUAUGAACAGAAAUGCAGCCUUGGUACAGCAUUAGUGUGUUUUGCCUUCAAGUAUCAUGUAGCCUUUUCCUUUCCUUCUUGACACAUUUUUAUUUGCAGACGGAUUUGCUGUUAUUUCAUUAGAACUUUAAGUUAGUGUCCUUACAAUUCACUGUAAUGGAAUUUCAAACCAUGCUAAAAUGUUUGUGUCUCUUGCAUUUUUGAAUGUCUCUCUGUAGUAACUGAUUUCAACACAUUAGUAUUACUGUCCGUGGUGCUGAACGAAAGUACUGCACUUGCUGACCGCCAUACUGCAUACAGUAGCUCUCAAUAAAUACGAUA
Molecule: messenger RNA, 5100 nt
Organism: Ctenopharyngodon idella (grass carp)
Lineage: Eukaryota; Metazoa; Chordata; Actinopteri; Cypriniformes; Xenocyprididae
Product: protocadherin beta-15-like
Exons: 4
Coding region: 1063-3492 (809 amino acids)
Biological process (GO): homophilic cell-cell adhesion
Cellular component (GO): plasma membrane
Molecular function (GO): calcium ion binding
Source: RefSeq, a predicted model, not a curated record